AUGGCAGCAGUCGCCACUCUCCCUUCUUCAACCCUGCAAGCUGACACUGGAGUUUCUAUACCUUUUCGAUGUCGAGACCUAAGAACUGGUAACGAGACGAUCGUGUCUUCUAGUUACAACACUACAAGCGACUGUGGACCAACAGCGAGUAUCUCAACUAAGAUCAAUUGGUGGAACCUACCUGAUUAUCUAAGAUUACCUGACGUUUCAAGGGAUGAUACGAAUUUAAAGAAAAAUAUAGAUAAAAUCUGCAAACAAGAUGAAUCUUUUCAAGUCACUUUACCACCUGAUGUAGCAUUUGAGAUAUCGAGAAAGAGACGAGGAUAUGAAAAAACAUUUGAGAAAAUGACCAAAGAAGACGGUCCAGACAAAGUCAUUGACGUGAUGCAACAUGUCAAAAAACAGACUGAAUCAUUCGUAUCUGAUUGGUCUAAAGGAAUCAUUCAACCAAAUACCGAUAUAUCAGACACUAAAACUGAGAUCAAUCCUUUCAACGUGGAAGAUUUCUUUGAACUAAGACCUGAUUUAGCUAGAUCAACAGAAGUCAGACAGGCAGUCAAAGGUAUGUUUGAAAAUUUGGACCAAGGUAAAGUCACUGGAUUUGGAUGCAAUCUGGAUACUACUUCUACCAAACGAAUGAAGAAGUUGGAAGAGGAUUUGGACACCACUAUCAAGAGGUUAAAAGGAAGAGAAAAGGCGUUUGGUUAUGAUAAAUGGCAAGGAGACAGAAUUGGAUCUGCGAGAAAAUCAUAUGUUAAAUGGUUAACGCAUGCCACAAGUGGAACUGAAACAGACGAUAACAAAUCAUCAAAACAAACACCUUCUUCUUCUCAAGGUAAGGAUACUAUGACGGGAAGUAAUUCCAGUUCUUCAACGACUGUGAACGGGAAGAAGGAAACACCACUGAGUCUACUCAAUCUCGAUACGCUUCUUGAGUUUGUACAUCUCGCUUCAGAUCCAAGCAUACGAGCGGCAGUUCAAAAAGCUAUAAAAGGCGAAUCAUGCAGUGUCAGCGUUUCAGAAGAAGAUUCCAUGAAAUUAAUUCAAUCUCAUACACUUUCUCAAGAAACAAUUUCAAAGCUGGAAGAAGAAGGAGAAGAAGAUAGUAUUCGCGAUUUCAUGAAAGCUAAAGUCCAAAGAGUCGGAAAAUCAUUAGCUAAAUGGGGAAGCUUGAAAGAUACUAGUAAAGAUGAUAGCACUUCUAUUCCCACCACUAAUGAUCAAACCAAUCAUCCACCUUCUUCUUCGUAA
Messenger RNA from Kwoniella shivajii, 1251 nucleotides. RefSeq lists its product as uncharacterized. Bases 1 to 1251 code for a protein of 416 amino acids. Lineage: Eukaryota; Fungi; Basidiomycota; Tremellomycetes; Tremellales; Cryptococcaceae. The record is from RefSeq and is a predicted model, not a curated record. The transcript has a single exon.